AUGGCGAAAGUUCAACUUGACUGCAGAACAUUCAAAGAAAGAAUGGAGAACAUAAUUAAAAUACUCCCCGAGGAGGUAGACGGCCUGAUGAUCACAUUUGGCGAAAGAAAUACUACAUUUUCGUACGGAAUUAAUUCAGCUAUGUUUUUCUAUUUGCUAGGGUACGAGUUCCCAGAGACCGCCCUUAUCAUCAGAAGGACAGAAGUGCUUGCAAUUUCAAGCGCAAAAAAGUGCGUGAUACUUGAGCAGCUAAAGGAGACUGUGUGCAUACGAACAUUCAGCAGACUGAAGGACAAAUCAAAUCAGGCCGCUAUUGCAGCAGAAGUAGCGCAGAUAUGCGGAGACAAGCCUGUGGGCGUGCUGAGCGAAGAAAGAGGACAGGCUGUUAAAGACUGGGAGAGCUCUCUAAAAACAAAAAACAUGGAAAAAGAGAUAGAGAAAAUGCUUGUGAAAAAAGACAGAAAACAGCAGGAGCUGAUGCGUCUGGCCAGUCUCUCCGCAAUGCAGGUCGUAUCUCUGCUGGAGGGAAAGAUAAAACACAUCCUCAAAACAGACGACAGAGUGAUACACGAAGAGCUGAGCGAUCAGAUUGAGUCCGCACUGGAGGUGGAAAUGAAGAGGCUCCCUGAUGAGCUCGAUCAGUCGUACAUUGAGCUCUGUUUCAAACCGAUCAUACAAAGCGGAGGGAGAUACUUACUGGAAAAACCUGAAAAUGGAGAAUAUGUAAAUGUUUACAACGACCAGCUGCUUUACUUCGACAUCAUCAGCUACUACCUCUGGGUCGCAUACAAAGGGCAUUGCUCCCAUGUGGGAAGAACUCUUCUGGUGGCCCCGAACAAAAAGAGCAAAGACGUGCUGGGGUAUGUUCUGAGAUUUAUGAAGUACCUGAUAAAAAAUAUAUCAGUUUCAAAAACACACGCACAGAUAAAAGAGGAGACAAUGAAAAGAUUCAACGAUGUGGUUGAUCCGUACUACAAGGACGAGCUGCGCUCUAAAAUGAGAAUAAAGCUUGGAGCAGGGAUAGGAAUACGCCCAGAAGAGGGCCCAUCGGCUGAAGAGCUGGAGAAUGAGCUUGUUAAGAAUAACUCUGUAUUUGUUGUUUCUGUUGGAUUCUACGAUCUGAGGCACAUGAUCGAUGACGAGGACAGACUGGGCACCAUUCACAUGGACAAUGUGGUGCUUGUGGAAAACAACACACAGAAAGUGCUCACGCCCUUCAGCAUCGAGCCAUCUGACUACAUUUUCGAAAAAGCCGUGGAAAACACAAAACGCACGCUCCUCGGAAGAAGGCUCAGAAACAGAGAUAAAGAGCUGGAGAGAGCAAAUGAAAUAAACGAGCACCAGAAACAGCUAAUGGACGAGCUGAUUGAAGAACAGCUGCAGUUCUACAAAAGCCAGGAUGUCCAGGAGGAAGAACAGAUGCCCGUGGAAACGGUGGAAAAGAGCGUGUCGUACGAGAAAGAGACACAGAUACCAAGAGGAAGCUCUGUUAUCAAAAUAGAUAAAAGAGCAUCGAGUGUGGUUAUCCCUGUGUUCGGAGCAGCUGUCCCCUUCCACAUCGACAUGAUAAAAACUGCCACAAAAACCAUUGAAGAUGGAAUUGGGUACCUGAAAAUAUCUUUCUACAGCCCAAACACAGCGGACAGUGCGAGCGUAAACAACCUUCUUUCUCUUCUCAUAAAAGACACACAGGAGAACGUACUAACCACCUGGAAAGAGAUCAACAACAUGAAAAAAGAAGAAGAAGACGAGUCUGAAGAAGACAUCGAAGAAGGAGAGCAGGAAGACCUGCAGGAGAUAGUAGACAAAGUGGAAACACUGCAGAACGUGUUCAUGCGAUGCGACCACAGAAUGGGAACCAAGAAGAAUGUGGCCAGCACAGUGGAGCUGCACAAGAACGGGCUGCGAUACCACUCAAAACAGGCAAAGAAUGUAGACAUUUUGUUCUCAAAGAUAAAGCACAUGUUUUUGCAGCCUGGCGCAGCAGAGUCUCCAUCGAUCCUCCAUUUUAAGCUGUCUGCCCCCAUUAUCAUUGCAGAGAAAAAAACUGUUGAUGUGCAGUUUUUCAGAGACUGCGUGGCCAAUGCAGUGCACGACACACGAAAAACAAGAAACAGAAUGGGAGGAGAAGACGCCGAAAUGUACGAAGAGGAGGAGGAAGAAAGAAUGCGAGAAGAGAUAAACGAAGCCUUCCAGAAGUUUGCAAGACAUGUAGCCAGAGAGUCAAGGAUUAUUUUGGAAGAGCCGAUCUCAAAAGGGUUCUUUGGAGUUCCGCACAGACAGAGCGUGUUCAUCCAGCCCACGGCCGAGUGCCUCAUCAACCUAACGGAAUUUCCCUUCUUUGUCCUGCCAUUUAAGGACAUUGAAAUACUCAACUUUGAAAGAAGGAUAUCAGGAGUUACCACUUCUGAUUUGGUCUUUGUGCUGAAAGAUAAGUCCAGAAACCCUGUGCACGUCCACGGAAUAUCGGCAGCCUCUGUGCCCUGGCUGAUGGACUUCUUUGACUCGAAAAAUAUUUGCUUUACUGAAACAAAAGUGAACAUUCAGUGGAGCAAUGUCCUGAGGAGCAUUUUAGACGAUCCCAUCGCGUUCUAUGAAGGAGGAGCAUGGGCCAUCCUGCAGCCCAGCAGGGAGACAGGAGAUGACGAGGAAGAGCCCGAGGACAAUGAUGCAGUCGAUCUGAACACAACAGAAGAGUCUGACUCAGAAGAUGAAGACUUUGUAACGGAUGAGGACCUGACAGAGUCGGAGUCUGAGUCAGAGAACGAAGAGGAAUCAGGAUCGUACGCUGCGAGUGACACAGGAGAAGACAGUUUCAUAGUUUCAGAUGAAGAAGAGGAGGAGGAAGAACUACCCAGGAAAAAGAAACAGAAAAGAUAA
Nematocida minor is the source of this 2880-nucleotide messenger RNA. RefSeq lists its product as uncharacterized. The transcript has a single exon. Gene Ontology annotation, cellular component: FACT complex. The record is from RefSeq and is a predicted model, not a curated record. Gene Ontology annotation, molecular function: nucleosome binding. Lineage: Eukaryota; Fungi; Microsporidia. The coding region runs from base 1 to 2880 and encodes 959 amino acids. Gene Ontology annotation, biological process: transcription elongation by RNA polymerase II; positive regulation of transcription elongation by RNA polymerase II.